GCAGGACUGUUCUUCAAGGGCUGCAAGAUGCUAAUCUGAUUUUUCAAGUGUUCUUUACAUGAAGCCCGUGUGUCCCUCCUCUCCCCUCUUUGCUGGAUGCAGAACCCCCCUCCCUCCCAUGCAUGCCUCACACUAACUAUCUUCAUUUGCUUUGAAGAUCUGAGUGGAUUUCCCAGCCUAGGAAGGAUUGUGUACAGAGGGAUAUUUCCCAACCCAUAAAACGUGCAGAGAGUUUACACAGGCAGUCUGUUUCAAUCAGCCCAUGAUGGAUGUUGUGUCUCAGGGGAGAAUGAGUGGAGCUUACAGGGCAUUUGUCUCGGGAUUUCCCUUUGGAGGGAAGGUGCUAUGGAUGCUGAUGAUUUUGUUGCAAUUAACCUUGGGAGAACCUGGAUCCGAGAGCUCUGAGUGUAAUGAGAGGAAGGAUGACCCAGCUUGUUUAGAGCUUCUUGUGGCCAUGCCACCACCAGAGUCCAGCUGUGAUGGACCUAUGGGAUGCCGGCUACACUUUCUCCCACCUGAGGUGCAACCCACGCCUGAGGAGCUCAAGGACUUUCAUCAGGAUACCCACCAGGAAUUCAAACAGACCCUUAAGCAGUCUGGUGCUGAGGGGGGUACUAAGCAGCAUAACCCUAAAUCCAAGAGUGUGGGGGAUAGACUGAGUGUGGUGGAGGCUAGCCUGCUCUCCCUCAACUCCAGGCUUCAGAAGUUACAGGAUGAGAGUAAGGUCAACCUGAGCAAGAUAGAGGAGAAACUCAACUCGCUGGUGGUGCUGCUGCUGGGAAUUCUGUCCGGCUGCGAAUUGCCCUGCAAUGAGUCGGUUCAGAAACUUUCCAUGCUAGAAAGCAGGCGCCUCAAGGCCUUUGAAACAAAGGAAGAUCUUCCGCUGAAUCUGAAAGGUCUAAGCAACACGGGCUCCCCAGUCACAUUUUCAGAGAAGCCGGAGAGACUGUUCCCUCGAGACUGCGCUGAGAUCCACAAGCAGGGCAUCAGGGAGAAUGGGAUCUACACCAUACAGCCCAUCCCUUUAAAGCAGCCAUUCGAGGCCUAUUGUGACAUGGUGACGGAUGGCGGUGGAUGGACAGUUUUCCAGAGGAGGCAAGAUGGCUCGGUAGACUUUAACCGCACGUGGCAGGAUUACAAGCAGGGUUUUGGCAACCUCCAAGGGGAACAUUGGCUGGGAAAUGAACAUUUGCACAGCCUCACCAGGCUUGGGCAGCACAACCUGCGCAUUGAGCUAGAAGACUGGUACGGAGUAAAGAGGCAUGCCGUCUACCGUAAGUUUAAACUGGCCAGCGAGCAGAAUAAGUACAGACUGACGGCCAGAGAAUACCAGGGCAAUGCCGGCAACGCCCUUAGUUACAGUCGAAACUACAACCACGACAACAAGCAUUUUACUACUCAUGACAGUGACAAUGACAAUUACCCCUCGGGGAACUGCGGCAUGUACUAUGGCUCUGGUUGGUGGUUCGAUACCUGCCUGGCGGCGAAUUUGAAUGGCAAGUAUUAUCGAGGGCGCUAUAGUGGGGUAACCAAUGGUAUAUACUGGGGGACAUGGUACAUCUUGACGGACAAGAGGACAAACCAAAAGUAUUCAUUUAAGAAGGUAGAAAUGAAAACCAGGAUUCUUAAUGUUUAAAAGCCUUCGUUAGAAGGACUUGGACUUUUUGUUAUUUUUUGUUUUUAUUAUUAUUAUUUGUUAAUGUCUAGGUUUAGGGUUACAUUUGAAGUGAUUCAUCAAGCCAGAUUUUGGUAGGUAGGCCGCAUUUUGAGUGGCUGUCAAUUAAAAAAAAAAAAAAAAAAAGAUUGUUCCAACAUCAGGGUGCUCGGUUAGCCGUCCAUCAGAACGUAAUGUUAUGCAAUGGGAAAUUGAUAAUUGUUGUGCAAAAUGUACCAGCCGAUACCCCUCUCUUCCAUCCGCCAGCAGUGGCAUUUGGGAAUUCUUAGCUUGGACUGAACAAUAGUGUUUAAAUUGUAAAAUAUGCUAUAUUUAUAAACAAGGGUUAAGUUCCCCUUACUAUCCUUAAUAUAGGGUGUUUAUUGUAGGGGCAAAUUUUCUGAGCACAAGACAUUCCUUCUCUAUUGUUUGUAUUUAUAGAUAUGAAUGGGAGUUCUCAUAUUACAUGGCCCGGCUCAGAACAGACUGCCGUGUUAAUAUAGAAAUAGAUUAUGCCUUUGUGGCCUAUAAACAGACUGUAGGGCUCAUUUACAACUGCAAGUGCAGAGGACGUAACGCCAUAUUUUUUACCCCACAAUCCAGCUUUUUUCCCAAAAAUCCAGUGGCAUUGCGGUGACACUUGGUGCAAUUGCACCUGAUUUGCUAAAACUACAACAAAUGAAUGUGUGAAUCUCCAGGCGCAAGUUGAUAUCUCAGCAAGGGCAAACAAUAUGGCAGGACCCCAAGAAA
This is a messenger RNA of Xenopus tropicalis (tropical clawed frog), 2404 nucleotides long. RefSeq names its product fibroleukin. The record is from RefSeq and is a predicted model, not a curated record. The coding region runs from base 263 to 1636 and encodes 457 amino acids. The transcript is spliced from 4 exons. NCBI's taxonomy places the organism in Eukaryota, Metazoa, Chordata, Amphibia, Anura, Pipidae. Gene Ontology annotation, cellular component: extracellular region. Gene Ontology annotation, biological process: blood coagulation.